Molecule: messenger RNA, 2266 nt
Organism: Acromyrmex echinatior (Panamanian leafcutter ant)
Lineage: Eukaryota; Metazoa; Arthropoda; Insecta; Hymenoptera; Formicidae
Gene: Arf102F
Product: ADP-ribosylation factor 2
Molecular function (GO): GTPase activity; GTP binding
Source: RefSeq, a predicted model, not a curated record
CAAACUUCUCGCUAUGAAGAGGGCCACGCUUUGUUCAUCCUCGAUGAAUGACAUGCGACUCUGACGCGAGCUUUAAAAAAAAGAAAGAAAGAAAGAAAGAAAGGAACGGAGCUAUCUGUUCGUAUCCGAACGUCAAGCAUCUCGAAGACACGGGCAUCUCAUCUCUCUCCAGAGUACGAUCCCCGUCGUGACGGGUUCCUUGACUCCCGGGUGGAGCGUGACGUGCGUGGCGGAUCUUGCCAGCUAUUUCCGGCGGCACGCGGCGCCGCUGACCGCAAGGUGACGUUUGCUGUUCGUCGAACGGGAGGUGUGUUGCCUACCGGAGCCGUAUCGGGGGACGAGAGACGAAAAGUCUAAAGCAUACGCACACAUCAGUCAGGCUGACGAAAUUUAGUAUCGAAGCGCACGAAGACUACGCAGUUGGAGCUAUUUGGUUCCGUGCGGUGUUCUCGCUCCAGAAAGAUGGGUCUCACAAUCAGCAGCCUGCUCACCCGAUUGUUUGGCAAGAAGCAGAUGCGGAUACUGAUGGUGGGUCUGGACGCCGCCGGUAAGACCACCAUACUCUACAAGCUUAAACUCGGUGAGAUUGUUACCACCAUACCCACGAUCGGCUUCAACGUUGAGACAGUCGAGUACAGGAAUAUUUGCUUCACCGUGUGGGACGUGGGUGGCCAGGAUAAGAUCCGGCCGCUUUGGAGGCACUAUUUCCAGAACACCCAGGGCCUCAUCUACGUAGUGGAUAGCAACGACCGCGAGCGUAUCAGUGAGGCGGAACGUGAGUUGGCGAACAUGCUGAAAGAGGAUGAGCUACGGGACGCAGUAUUGCUGGUAUUUGCUAACAAGCAGGAUCUACCUAAUGCUAUGUCCGCCGCUGAGCUCACUGACAAGCUGGGUCUUAAUUCGCUGCGAGGACGUCACUGGUACAUCCAGAGCACCUGCGCUACGCAGGGACACGGACUGUACGAGGGCCUGGACUGGCUGAGUAACGAGCUGGCCAAAAAGUGAUAGCGUCUCAUCGUAUCUGGUACUUUUAAGGACAGUUCAUUCAUCGUGUAUGGACGUAAAAAACGGGCGGAGAGUCACUCGGCAAUUUCCAUCUUUGUCAAAUUGUAUCGAUGUAACGUCUAUCAUGUACAGUUUAACAGUCGCUGCGUUCACAAUUGCUACAGAAAUUGAUGCAAUAUACGAAUCGAGAAUAUUAUGAGCGCAAUCUAACUCUUCAUCAUCGUACGUGCGAUUUGAUUCGCAUGGAUUGUACUCUAGGAAGGAAACUUGUUUCAUAAGAGAAACAGGAGCAUCAGGAUAUAAUAGAUAGUCCUUGCGUCAUUUAUAAGAAUAUAUAUACAAAGGUUGUACAUAAUACUAAGUUCUUUCAUACAUACUUAAUAUUUGCCAAGUGAAUUCUAAUUUUGUCUUUUUGAUGUAUCGAGUGACAAAGUAUCGUUUCGACCAGCCGAUUUAACUGUGCAGAGAUUUAUUUAUUCAUAUAUUAUUACACGUGAAAAAAAAAAUCGUUGGAUAUCCUAAUUUGUUUUCUAUUUUGGUUUACGUCCGUGCUAUUCAUGAAGAAUUAUACAAUGUAUGUAUUAUAUGAUGUUAUACACAGGCCGUUUACACUUUCUUGUUUUUCUAAUAAAUAAGUAAAUUUUUGAAAUAUAAAUCUUAAUUGAUAGCUUACAUAAGACUUUACAGAUAAGUGAACAAUUAACUUUAAUAUUGCGAAAGGAAAUAAAACUUAACUAAGGUUUAUCAACCGCGAUUUUCCUUUUUAAUAAAAAUAGACACUUAAAUUGUAAGAAAUGUUUAGAAAUCGUCAUAAUAAAUCUUAAACAUGUAGAAAGUAUAUAAAUGUCAACCAAUUUUUCUACCUUAUGAAAAGUCAAAAUAUGUUUAUUGCGUUCGUUUCCAUUAAUAUCCAACGCGCAUAAAAAAAAUAAAGAAAAUGAAAGGAGCCAGGCGAGGAAACAGUACCCGUUUACUCGCUCAUCAAAAUCAUGUAUUGUCAUGUUAACUAAAUGUACAACUUUUGUUACGGUACAAAACAGUACAGUAGUGCUACAAGUAUCUACUGUAUAAUAUAUUGUAUAACGUAUCAAAUGAUUUGUUAAAGUAUGGUGUUAUUUUUUCGUAUAUAGCACAGCAAUCUAUUUCAUCUUUAUUACGAGAAAUAUAGGAAAUAAAUUAUAAGAAAGAACGCGCUUCUAUUUACGAAAUUUAUGUACAUGGUCUUAAAAUACAGUAAAAGUAGAUAAUCGUUGAAACGUUA